AUGGCUCGGAUGGAAGAAGGUGUAACGAAGGCCGCUGCCAAAUAUACUGAAGGCUACGAGGCUCUCGUUCACCUCAAAGGCAAACGUUACGCUCCCGAGUUUCAAAAAUUGGACAAGGCCCAUUUGAACACUCGUAUCGAAAUCGAGAGUGACGAAGAUGCAGCAAGAAGCUUACGAACAGCAGACGGAUCGCGACCUACGAGAGAGGAGACUGCUGCAAAAAAGAAGAAAACCAAGACGGCGCCAAUUUCCUGGAUUUGGGCAGCAGGCGGGCAGGCCGACGGGGUUGAACUUCAUGACUCUAUGCGUGUCGAGUGGGCAAAAGCACGUGCACGGAAGGAACGCUGGAACGAGGAGGUUGAAUUGUUGCGAGAGGAGAUGAAGCGGGUCAUGCGAUCAUUGAAGUGGGAGGCUUCAGAAUGGCAAAAACGAGCCGACGAAGUUCGUUCAGACGUUGAUGGAACGACGGCGGCUGGAAUCCGAGCUUAUGCGCUGCGUAACGUGUACCUGCAUACUGAAUUUAUAGUGCGCUUUCGAGAGGAGUGGGACAAAACAAUGGGAGCUGCUGUCCGUCAUUGGGCAGCAGAGGAGGAGCGGGAAAUAUUAGAGGGAACAUUUAUGGCAGAGGGAAUGUAG
Messenger RNA from Mycena indigotica, 636 nucleotides. RefSeq names its product CxC2 domain-containing protein. Bases 1 to 636 code for a protein of 211 amino acids. The record is from RefSeq and is a predicted model, not a curated record. The transcript is spliced from 2 exons. Lineage: Eukaryota; Fungi; Basidiomycota; Agaricomycetes; Agaricales; Mycenaceae.